UUUAUGCUUAUAUAAUAUUAAUAAUAUCUAUUGUUUUUUUUUUAAAAAAGAAACGAUUCGAUUCUAAAAUAAUUUUUAAUAGAAAAGCUCGAGAUGCUAGGGUAUUAAGUAGUCUCAGACGGUUUAGGAAAAUCUCAGGUUAGCUGAUAGCGACGGUGUCUCAAGAUAGUAACCAAUUCUAUUAGAAAGCAUUCUAGAGACCUAAAAGUUACUAGGACGACUUAUAUAGCAGCCUGAAUAGGGGCAACAGACGUUCUCUUUACUUCAUGGAUGAUAUUUCUUUUCUUCUCUUUUGCCAAAGCCCCCUUCUCUUCUUUCCGUUGGCCCACCUGAUGCGGUACGCUAACUUGUACUCUACUUUGUCAUCAGCGCCAAUGCAACGAGUUCCUCAAGCUUGGUCUCAUGGGCGUCACCGCCGUCAUUUCUAGCGGCGAUGCUGGCGUUAGCUCCCGAAACGGCCAGUGUUUGGGACCUCACCACGACGUCUUUGUAGCCGACGACUUCUGCGGGUGCCCAUACGUCUUGUGCGUCGGCGCUACCAAGCUCAACGCAAUUGAUAAACCCGAGGUUGCCGUCGACCGAUUCUCCUCUGGUGGCGGCUUCUCCAACAUUCACCAUCGUCCCUCGUACCAGAACCAUGUGCUAGACAACUAUCUCCUUCGCCACAACCCCAACUACCGCUCCUACAACACGAGCGACGAUCUCAUUCCCGACAACGAGGGCAUCUACAACCGCGGCGGUCGUGCUUUCCCCGAUAUCUCCGCACUUGGACAAGAGGGCGCUGUCGUCACAAAUGGCAUGUUCCAGCUAUCCGGUGGAACCUCCAUGUCCUCGCCAAUCAUUGCUGCGAUCAUCAACCGCAUCAACGAGAAGCGGCUUAGCAUCGGUAAGGGCCCCGUGGAUUUCGUUAACCCUGCGCUCUACAAUAUGACUUCCAAGAAGCAAAAGUAUCAGGACUACUUCAACAACGUCACCUCCGGCGAUCAGAGCCUCAGAGGAAUCGGCAGUGACCGCUUCUACAGCUCUUGCGGUAACAAAGGAUUCUCCUGUGUCGAGGGCUGGGACCCUGUCACCGGUCUUGGUACUCCUCGCUACGACCGUUGGGAGGAAUAUUUUGUCAAGCUUUAAGCGGACGGGCCUACUAAAGAGCCGACAGAUAGGUAACUUAUGUGUAAAUAGAAAAAUCAUGGGUAAAAGAAAUAGAGGCAACGGAUGCCAUGACUAUAUACCUCUAUUUAUAGCAACCCCUUUUACCUAAGUUAUAUACUAUAAAAUUCGACUAUUAUGCACGGACAUGAUUUACCAUACUAUUAGUUUAUAUAAAUAUAUAUCAAGAUAUCUGCGUUAAAGAAAUGAGCCAUUAGUUUCUAUUAUGAGGGCGGAUGCGUCU
Messenger RNA from [Torrubiella] hemipterigena, 1390 nucleotides. The record is from the annotation of a GenBank genome assembly. Lineage: Eukaryota; Fungi; Ascomycota; Sordariomycetes; Hypocreales; Clavicipitaceae.